This is a messenger RNA of Aaosphaeria arxii CBS 175.79, 850 nucleotides long. Its product is annotated as P-loop containing nucleoside triphosphate hydrolase protein. The record is from RefSeq and is a predicted model, not a curated record. The transcript has 2 exons. The coding region runs from base 102 to 683 and encodes 193 amino acids. Lineage: Eukaryota; Fungi; Ascomycota; Dothideomycetes; Pleosporales.
CAACCACCAGCAUCACCAUCACCACCAUCCAACACCCUAAGCAACCCCACCUUUCCUACAUAACAAUAUCUAUUCAAAAAAGUAAACAAACAAACAGAAACAUGGCAUUCACAGACUUCGCCCAAACCAUCCACGACCUCAACCCCCUCCUCCAACGCACCGAUGCCGACCCCCGCCCCGUAGUCCUCAUGACAUGCGGCCUCGCAGGCGCCGGAAAAACAACCCUAGGCCGCGCCGUCCUCGCCCAACACCCACACUUCACGCGCAUCUCCAUCGACGCCAUCAUCGGGUCCCGCCACGGCAUCUACGGGCGCGACUACGAUGCCGACCCGGCGCUGUACGACGCGUACAUGGAGGAGGCGGACGGGAUCUACCUCGCGGAAUUUGAGCGGCUGCUCGCGGAGGGGAGGGACGUGUUGUUGGAGCGGUCGUUCUAUGCUAGGGAGGAUCGGGAGGAGUUUAGGGGGUUGGCGGAGGGGAAGGGGGCGAGGGUCGUGUUGGUGUUUUUGAAGGCGGAGGGCGAGGAGGGGAAGGAGAGGCUGUGGGAGAGGAUUGGGAGGAGGAGUGAGGGGGUGAGGACGGCGGAUUCGGCGCUCGAGAUUAGUAGGGAGGUGUUUGAUGGGUAUUGGGCUGGGUUUGAGGAUCCUGUGGGUGAGGGUGAGGUUGUGGUCAAGGUCGCGUGAGAGAAAUGUGGAGGUUGGUGAUUGUUUAUGUUUGAUCGUGUUUUUAUUACUUUAAUUACAUCAUGGCAUACCCAUCUCCAUACUUACAACGUAGCUGUGCUACAAGUAGGAGGUUCGUAGCUUUUCGUAGUAUUGUGUGAUUUCCACAAUAUUUAUCCUAAUGUUAC